CAAUACUCUACAACUUAUUUUCAUCCCAUGUCGUUAGCCAUAUCAUUCAGCAUCUAUAAAUACCCUAAACUUCUUCAUAGUAGCCAUCAUCAAAUACUACACUAUAUAAUAUACCCUCUAAAGUUUGCUCAAUUGUAGCCUAUAUUAUAUAGUUCGAGCUGCUACAUUAAUGGCUGCACCUUGGUCGUGUUGUUUAUUUGCAAUGCUUGCUUUGAUGUCAGUUAUUGAAUCAGAAAGCAGAAUAGCAAGGAAGGAUUUGGGUUUGGACCUUGGUGGGUUAGGAAUUGGACUUGGAGCAGGAGUAGGUUUGGGAAUUGGAGGUGGUAGCGGCUCUGGUGCCGGAGCUGGAGCAGGUUCUGGCUCUGGUUCUAGUUCUUCUUCUAGUUCAUCCUCAUCUUCGUCUUCUAGUUCUGGCUCGGGGUCGGGGGCAGGCUCCGAAGCAGGCUCGUAUGCAGGAUCUCGAGCUGGAUCAGGAUCAGGCAGAAGCCGUGGUAGAGGUGGGGGUGGAGGUGGAGGAGGCGGCGGUGGUGGUGGAGGUGGUGGUGGAGGCUCUGGGGAGGGCUCGGGUUAUGGUGAAGGUUAUGGCCAUGGUGGGGGUUAUGGUGAAGGUGGUGGUGAUUAAUUAAGGAACUGCAUGAAUGAACUGAUUAAUAAGUAUAUAUAUGAUGGUUGAUUCAAAUAAAAGAAAAUGUUAAAAGUGUGUAAUAAAUAAGUAGCAGUUUGUGUGUAUCAAAUAAUGAAAACAUGUAAUAUGGUUGAUUGCAUGUAUCAUGUGUGUUUUAUUUUAGUGAAGAAAAAUAAGUUGUCUUUCAAUUUCAA
Messenger RNA from Lathyrus oleraceus (garden pea), 819 nucleotides. Its product is annotated as putative glycine-rich cell wall structural protein 1. Lineage: Eukaryota; Viridiplantae; Streptophyta; Magnoliopsida; Fabales; Fabaceae. The record is from RefSeq and is a predicted model, not a curated record. Bases 170 to 622 code for a protein of 150 amino acids. The transcript has a single exon.